AUGUAAAAAGUAGAUUACAUCUUUAAGAUUGUAUUAAUAGGAUCCUAGAAUGUCGGCAAAUCUUCUCUUAUGGCCAGAUUCAUAGAUCAAGUUUUUAAUGAUAGUUAUUUGUCCACAGUUGGGGUUGACUUUAGAAUCAAAACCCUUUCCAUCCAUGAUAAAACUAUUAAAAUGCAAAUCUGGGACACAGCUGGAUAAGAACGCUUUCAAGCUUUAACGCAAUCUCACUACAAAGGAGCUCAUGGUUGUAUUGCUGUAUUUGAUGUUACAAAUGAAAGAUCUUUUGAGGAUGCCAAGAAGUUCUUAAAAUUAGUAAUUGAAGAACAUGGCUUGAUUCCUGAAGCAUGCUAUUUAAUCGCAAAUAAGGUUGAUUUAGUCAAUAAAAGAGUGAUCCUUGGUAAGAAUGGCAAUGAUUUUGCACAUGAAAUAGGUGUCAAUUAUUUGGAAACAUCUGCUAAAACUGGUGACAAUGUCAAUUAAUUGUUUUUGGAUUUGGGCAAAAUUAUCUUAAAUUUGGUAGAUUAGAAACGUACGAUUGCGCAGCCUCCUGAAAACGAUACUAGAUUAAGGACAUUAGAUACAUAAAAAAUAGAGUAGGAAUAAGGUUGUAAGUGCUGA
Paramecium tetraurelia is the source of this 618-nucleotide messenger RNA. RefSeq lists its product as uncharacterized. NCBI's taxonomy places the organism in Eukaryota, Ciliophora, Oligohymenophorea, Peniculida, Parameciidae. The transcript has 4 exons. The record is from RefSeq and is a predicted model, not a curated record. Gene Ontology annotation, molecular function: GTPase activity; GTP binding.